AUGGCCUCGCCAUUUAUCUGGGGGCUUCUUAUUAUUUUCUUGUUCUCAGAUCAUGUGGUACAAGCUGAAGAUGUGAGGGGCACUUCUGGCCAAACUAUGACCUUACCCUGCACAUACUCUGUUAGUGGAGAAGCGUCACCCAUGUGCUGGGGCAGGGGUAGCUGCUCAGUGUUCAGCUGUGACGAUGUGAUCAUCUGGACUGAUAGCAAGAAGGUGACCCAAAGGCAAUCCGAGAGAUACCGGUUACUGGGGGACAUGGCAAAGGGGAACGUGUCCCUGACCAUCCGCGGGGUGACCACCAGUGACACAGGAACCUACUGCUGCCGUGUGCAGAUAAAGGGAAUAUUCAACGAUAUCAAGAAGGACAUAACGGUGAAGAUCCAGGAAGACAGCUCACAUGCCACCACCACUAGUACCACUACCACCACCACCUUCACUACCACCUACAAGCCUUCUUUGCAGCCGUCAGGAUCAACAACCCCAUCUCAAAAUAAUGUCUAG
This is a messenger RNA of Spea bombifrons (plains spadefoot toad), 501 nucleotides long. Its product is annotated as hepatitis A virus cellular receptor 1-like. Bases 1 to 501 code for a protein of 166 amino acids. The record is from RefSeq and is a predicted model, not a curated record. NCBI's taxonomy places the organism in Eukaryota, Metazoa, Chordata, Amphibia, Anura, Pelobatidae. The transcript is spliced from 4 exons.